AUGGCUGAGGAUAAGAUUAACGAGCCCGUCAUCGACGACACUCUAGAGGAGUACGCCGGCUUGGUCAAGUUCGUCGCUACUUACCGCGAUGAGAAGGACCUUGCUGCCGAGCGUGCUGCCAACGAAGAAGAAGAGGCAGCCAAGCCUCCUCCUAAGUGGAAGUUUUGGAAGAAGGUUAAGAAGGAUGGUGAGGUUGCUGGUUUCCAAGUCCCCGACUCUUGGGUUUCUACUGACCUGAAGACCGGUCUUGAUUCCCACGAAGUUGAGCAGCGUCGCAAGAAGGCCGGCUACAAUGAGCUGACCUCUGAACACGCCAACAUCUUCUUGCAAAUCUUAGGCUACUUCUCUGGUCCUAUUCUGUACACCAUGGAGGUCGCAGUCAUUCUUGCCGCCGGUCUCCGUGACUGGAUUGAUUUCGGUGUCAUUAUUGGUAUUUUGAUGCUUAACGCUGGUGUCGGUUGGUACCAGGAGAAACAGGCUGCCGAUGUCGUUGCCUCUCUCAAGGCUGAUAUUGCCAUGCGUGCUACUGUUGUUCGUGAUGGUCAUGAGCAGGAAGUUCUUGCUCGUGAUAUCGUUCCCGGUGACAUUGUCGUCAUCGAGGAGGGUACCGUCGUCCCCGGUGAUUGCCGUCUUAUCUGCGCUUAUGACAACCCUCAAGGUUUCGCUGAGUACCUUGACUACAUCAACUCUGACCUCUCUGCUGCCGGUGGCGAAGGCGACGAUGAAGAUGAGGAAGAUGGUGAGGGUGAUCGCGGCCGUAAGGUUGGUCACUCCAUCAUCGCUGUUGAUCAGUCUUCUAUCACCGGUGAGUCUCUCGCUGUCGACAAGUACAUGGCCGAUAUGGCUUACUACACAACCGGCUGCAAGCGCGGAAAGGCUUUCGCUGUUGUCUGCUCCACUGGUACUUCCACCUUCGUCGGUAAGACCGCUGCCAUGGUGCAGGGUGCCCAGGAUCAGGGUCACUUCAAGGCUAUUAUGAACUCUAUCGGUACUGCUUUGCUUGUUCUUGUCGCUUUCUGGAUCAUGGCUGCCUGGAUCGGUGGCUUCUUCCGUGGCUUGAACAUUGCUACCCCCGAGCACUCUUCCAACAACUUGCUGCACUAUAUGCUUAUUCUCUUGAUUGUUGGUGUCCCUGUCGGUUUGCCUGUUGUUACCACCACCACUCUUGCUGUUGGUGCCGCAUACCUUGCCGACAAGAAGGCUAUUGUUCAGAAGCUUACCGCCAUUGAGUCUCUUGCCGGUGUCGACAUCCUGUGCUCUGAUAAGACUGGUACUUUGACUGCCAACAAACUUUCCAUUCGUGACCCCUUCCUCGCUGAGGGUGUUGACGUCAACUGGAUGAUGGCUGUUGCCGCGCUUGCCUCCUCGCACAACAUCAAGGCUCUUGAUCCUAUUGAUAAGAUCACUAUCCUUACCCUUAAGCGCUAUCCCAAGGCUCUUGACAUCAUGCAGCAGGGCUGGAAGACUAUCAGCUUCACUCCCUUCGACCCCGUUUCUAAGCGUAUCACCGCCGUCUGCGAGCUGAAUGGUGAGACCUACACUUGUGCCAAGGGUGCUCCCAAGGCUGUUUUGGCUCUUACCAACUGCUCUCCUGAGCAGGCUCAGAUUUACAAGGACAAGGCCCGUGAGUUCGCCUCUCGUGGUUUCCGUUCUCUUGGUGUUGCUGUCAAGAAGGGUGAUGAGGACUGGCAGUUGCUUGGUAUGAUCUCUCUGUUCGACCCUCCCCGUGACGAUACCGCCCAGACCAUUGUUGAGGCUCAGCAGCUCGGUCUUUCCGUUAAAAUGCUUACUGGUGAUGCUAUCGCCAUUGCUAAGGAGACCUGCAAAAUGCUGGCUCUUGGUACCAAGGUCUACAACUCUGAUAAGCUCGUUAACGGUGGUUUGACUGGUGCUCUUCAGCAUGAUCUCGUUGAGAAGGCUGACGGUUUCGCUGAGGUUUUCCCUGAGCACAAGUACCAGGUCGUCGAGAUGCUCCAAGAGCGUGGUCACUUGACUGCCAUGACUGGUGAUGGUGUUAACGAUGCUCCUUCUCUGAAGAAGUCCGACUGCGGUAUUGCUGUCGAGGGUGCCACUGAGGCUGCACAGGCUGCUGCUGAUAUUGUUUUCAUUGCCCCUGGUCUCUCCACCAUCGUCGACUCUAUUAAGGUUGCCCGUCAGAUUUUCCAGCGUAUGAAGGCAUAUAUCCAGUACCGUAUCGCUCUGUGCUUGCACCUUGAGAUCUACUUGGUUACCUCCAUGAUUAUCAUUAACGAGACGGUUCGUGUCGAGCUCGUCGUCUUCUUGGCCUUGUUCGCCGAUUUGGCCACCAUUGCCAUUGCCUACGAUAAUGCCCACUACGAACCCCGCCCUGUCGAGUGGCAGCUGCCCAAGAUUUGGAUUAUUUCUUCCCUCCUUGGUCUUCUGCUUGCCCUUGCUACCUGGGUCAUCCGUGCUACCAUGUACAUUCCCAGUGGUGGUAUCGUUGAGAACUACGGCUCCGUCCAGGAGGUUUUGUUCUUGCAAAUCUCUCUUACCGAGAAUUGGCUCAUUUUCGUUACCCGUGGUGGUCAGACUUAUCCCUCUUGGGAGCUUGUCGCCGCCAUUCUUGGUGUCGAUGUUAUUGCUACUAUCUUCUGCUUGUUCGGUUGGUUGUCUGGCCCUGGCUCCACCUUGGAUACUAAUCCCCACGACUUGUUCGAGGAGACUACCGAUGGCUGGACCUCUAUCGUCACUGUUGUUGUCAUCUGGGGUUACUCCAUUAUGGUCACUGUCGUCAUUGCUGUCGCCGCUUACAUUCUCAACCGUUUGCCUGGUCUCGCUGAUUUGGGUCGCUCGAACCGCUCCAACUCUGACGCAAAGCUUGAGAACCUUAUUGGCCGUCUGUCCCGCCUGGCCAUUGAGCACGAGCAUGACGAGGCUACGGGCAAGUCUCGCUUCACCAUCGCCCCCAAGACUUCUAGUGCUGAGGAGAUGGACUAA
This is a messenger RNA of Wickerhamiella sorbophila, 2958 nucleotides long. RefSeq names its product Plasma membrane ATPase. The transcript has a single exon. Lineage: Eukaryota; Fungi; Ascomycota; Dipodascomycetes; Dipodascales; Trichomonascaceae. Gene Ontology annotation, cellular component: plasma membrane. Gene Ontology annotation, biological process: proton export across plasma membrane; regulation of intracellular pH. Gene Ontology annotation, molecular function: P-type proton-exporting transporter activity; ATP hydrolysis activity; ATP binding. The record is from RefSeq and is a predicted model, not a curated record. The coding region runs from base 1 to 2958 and encodes 985 amino acids.